AUGCACAAUCCGGAGACCGUAGAGGAGCGCCUGGCCGAGGCGACCGCCCGUGCACGCCUGGAAGAGCCGGCGGAGGCUCGCGAGCGUGCACACCUGGACGACGAGGCCACCCGUGUGCCCCGUGACGAGGAAGCUGCUAGCGCAGAGACCCGCGUGCUCGCCCUCACCAACGCCGAGGUCGUCUCCGCCGCCCUGCAUGCGCAAGCCGUCGCCAUCCAGAACUUUCGCGCCUUGGUGCCAAUUGUUCUUGAUCGGGCGUCCACCCAGUACAGCAAGUGGCGGGGGCUCUUCGUCACCACAUUGGGCAAGUAUGCCCUCGAUGACCAUAUUCUUCAUGCUGGCAACCCUCCUGCCGAUCCCGAUUGGACACACAUGGAUUGCACCGUGCGCUCCUGGAUGUAUGCCACCAUCAGCACCGACCUCCUCGACGACGUCAUGACGCCCGGCACCACCGCGCACCUUGUUUGGCUCACCAUCGAGGACCAAUUCCUCAGCAACAAGGAGACACGGGCUCUCAUCCUCGAUGCCGAGUUCCGCAAUUUCGUCCAGGGCAAUCUCUCUGUCACGGAGUACUGCCGGAAAUUGAAAGCCAUGGCUGAUGCUCUUGGCGAUCUAGGUGAGCCGGUCCAAGAUCGGACCCUCGACCUUUCCGUCCUGCGCGGCCUCAAUGAAAAGUUCGGCUACAUGGCUGCUCUCCUCAAGCGCCAGAAGCUAUUCCCCUCCUUCAUCGAGGUCCGCAACGACCUCCUUCUAGAGGAGAUCACCAUGACUUCAAAGACGGGCUCCAUGUCUACUGCCCUUAUCGCUGCCACAGAUCGAGCUUCAUCUCCGGUGGCUCCUUCCUCCGAAAAUACCGGUGCUGCUCCUUCCUCCGGCAAUGGCGGCACUGGCGGCUCUCGGCGCGAUCGUCGUCAGCGUCGCAACGAUAACACCUCCAACAGACCUCCUUCGGGCUGGCCAUCCUUCUACAACCCGUGGACCGGGUGCUGGAACCUCGCCGGAGAGACGACGCGCACGUCGUCGGAGAGGACCACGGCCAAUACACACACAACUCACGCGUACACGCUGGAACACGAUCUUGUUUGGUGCUGCAGAAUUGGCUGCCAUUUUCUGAUGCUAUUCCAUUGCUUAAAUAAGAGUUUACAAGGAAACUUAAUAAAGGCCUACAAUUAG
This is a messenger RNA of Phragmites australis (common reed), 1173 nucleotides long. RefSeq lists its product as uncharacterized. Bases 1 to 1173 code for a protein of 390 amino acids. NCBI's taxonomy places the organism in Eukaryota, Viridiplantae, Streptophyta, Magnoliopsida, Poales, Poaceae. The transcript has a single exon. The record is from RefSeq and is a predicted model, not a curated record.